This is a messenger RNA of Porites evermanni, 6671 nucleotides long. The record is from the annotation of a GenBank genome assembly. NCBI's taxonomy places the organism in Eukaryota, Metazoa, Cnidaria, Anthozoa, Scleractinia, Poritidae.
AUGAGACGUACAAGGAAAUUUUGUUGGACGUCUGACAGUCAAGAUGAUCAACGAGAAGCGGAAGAGCGAACUACUGAAAACGAAAGAAAUGCUGUUGAAAACGAAAUUCGAACCAUGGAAGAAGGUGAAAAUGGAACUGAGGAGUCACGUCAACUUUUGCCCCUAAAUUACCAAGGCUCUUCUGUUAGCCAAAGAAGCUGCGAGAAACAACCGUUACUUGACGUUGAAUAUACAAGACAACCCCGACGCACUGGAAGGGUGAAAAGUUUGAAAAAGUUCUUUUACAAAGGGGUAUUGUGUUUUUCUUACCUAAUACUUAUCAUUGCAGCUCUUCCGAUUGGAAUAUCUAGUGGAGGUUACUCGUUUUUUAGAUUUGACAACAGAAAUUCCAGAGUAAUAUCCUUCCUCUCCGACCUAAUACACAACAUGGACUUAUACGAAUCUAUUGCGUUUCCUCUAACUGUUUUGCUGUGGUCACCUAUUCAGAUAUUUUGUUUCUUACUGUACAGUCGGUUAGCUUGUACUAACACUUGGGUUGUUCCUAUCAAUUUUUUAAAACUUAUUCGUAGCGACUGGUUUGCUUCAAAUAUUUCUUUGCUGGUUUUAGCUGUAUUGGUUCCUUUAUGUACCUCAACAUACAAUUUUCAGGUUAAUUUUGUCUUUUUCGCAUGUUACAACGCCGUUUGCACAAUGUGUAAUCUGCUUUUCUUAAUCAUUUUAAACAAGCACAAGUUUGUCACGCGUUACGUUUUCUACAUUAGUGUGUGCAUGAUUUUUGCGUAUCUGGAAAGCAGCAUCGUUGCCGUGUUUUAUUUUGUUCUCAAUUCUCAAGGAUCCUUAAACAACUUAAAACUAACUGCCCUUCGCACUUUGGCGAUCGGACUUACUUUGAAAGUGAGUUUCAGUUCUUCCAUGCACAUCAUACGGAAACUCAAUAAGCCGGUGGAAUCGCUGUUUGAGGGACUUUCGGAGACGUAAACCAACCUUCCCAAGUUUUACUGAUUGAGUUCUUCGGACUCUACGGUUUUACUAAAAACUGAAACAACGGUUUGUGAAGUGAUCAUGGUGCAUAGUAUAAACAUAAAGUUAGAUAAGAAGAGCCAAAGAAAGUUAGGAUACUAUAGAAGUAAAUUUUGUUCCGAGAUGUGUACAGCGAUCAAAUGCGCGGCUUAUUGGGCGGUUGUAAUUUCUAAAUUUAAUUCGAUUUCCGAUCAAGAGCCGUUAAAGCACACAGUCUAACCUCUCCUUACGGACGCCUCUAUUAUACGGACAGUUCGUUUGGUCCCCAUAAUGCCAAAAAUUAUAUAUACCGUUCCCUACCUCUAUAAUACGGAUACCUGUGUAAAGCGGACACUUGGUACUGUCCCUUUGGUGUCCGUAUUAAAGAGGUUUGACUGUAUUAUAGAAGUGUUAAAAGAGUCCACCGUUUUCCUAACUCGGAACUUUUCAAUAGGCCUUUUUAGCUUGUAUGGUUUGUUAACCCAUUUCAUGCCACGUGAUGUUACCCCAGAGAAUUGUUUCUUUCAAAUUUCUUUUAAAUACGCGCAUAUGUAAGUACAAUUUAUGAAAGGACAUAAAGCAAAUUGCCUAAAGAACAUCACGUCACCUGAAGAGGGAGACAAAACAUACAGACCGAAAAGGUGUCUGUUUUCCAUGAUUGUGACCGACCAUUUCCUACUCUCAGCGUUCUCCCGGAAAGCCUGUUCCAGGCUCCGAGAUUGUCGGGUCCGUGAAAUUGAGAAAGUGCGAACACUAUGUGAGAGCCUGGAACAGGCUAAGCUCUCUCGGCUCUGACUCGUCCCCGUUCGUCUCUAUUUGGAUCGCACACGCGACCGAAGAAGCGCGAGGGGUGAUGGGAAGGAGGAAACGAAAGGGCACAUGACGGCAAGGUACUUCUUGGUCAAAUAGGCCCAAUGAAAUGGCCUAUUUUCCAAGUUUAAAAUUUCACCUUAGUCCGCCAUUAAUCAUCCGCCAUCUUGAAAGCGGAUCUGGCAUUAACUGUUGAUUGGAAAAGAGUUUACUUGCUAUCUUUCCCAGCGUAUAGCGUUAGAAUCCAAACUUAAGGAAUUUCAGUUCAAAAUGCGCUGUAUUGAAUUUUAAUACAAACGAGAAACUUUUUAGUUUUGACGUGGUUGAAUCAGAUAAAUUGCUUUCUGCCAAACUGAGGUUGAAUCAUCGAGCAUUAACUCUUUUCCUGGAAAGCAUCGCUGAUUUUGAAAACAUGCCUUGAAGAAUUAAUGUGUUAUGAUUGCCGUUUUUCUCUUUAUUGUAACUGUAUUAGAAGGUAAUUAUUUAGUUUAUAUCAUCUUAUAUCUAUGUUAAAACAUACAUUUGUCUAGUUCAAUUUUUUCUCUUGUUGUAGUCGUAUAUUACUGAUUAGGCAUUGUUUUUAUAUCUGUAUUUUGUAUUGUUGUAAAGGCCGUAAGUUAGAUAACUCAUUGGGUUAUUACGUCACCUUCGUUAGAUAAAGAAUAUUGUAUUGUAUUGUCCUGGUUGCAAGGUGAUAAUAUCAUUGUUGAGAACUUAAAAAAAAGAGGAUACAAUCUUCGAUAAAUUUGAUGUUAAAGAAGUUAAUCAAUCACAGUUUACUACUUGGGAAGUAUCAUUAUAUUUAUUAACAAAAAUGUCAAAAGGGUAUGCCCUCCCUUCGGUGAUUCAUUUCCAGGACUAGGCGUAUUUACCAACGUUGAUCUUUAUAUUGCCAGGAAAAAGGGCCAUUUUAGUAACUGGGAAAAGUUAAUCAAUCGUCUUGACAAUUGAAUAUUGUAUGUAAAUGUAAAGAUGUUGUAUUUUCUAUCGACUUAUAUAAUGGUUUGCUUGAACAGUUUAGGUUUAGGUGGUAGGUGUGACUAUCGUUAUUUCAUUACUUGCUAUUUUUAUUUCUUUUAUUUGGUUUUAUUUCUUUUUGUUUUUGCCUUUUCCUUGUUAGAUUCAAUGAGUGUACUCUGUAAAAUGAAAAUUCCAAAUAAAACUAAAAAACAGCGAAAAAAGAAAGAAAAAAAGAAAACACAGGAUCUACCAGUGGUCUCCUCUUUUUGCUCCUUCCCAUCACCCUUCGCUCUCCCAUGCGCUUCUCUCGUGAAUAUCAAUAGGAGACCGAGAGAUGACUGGGAACGAGCCAAGGCUAAGCUGUAAUAAAAAGGGGUUCAUUUGUUAAAGCUGAAUGUGCCACUGAUACGAAAUGUAGCGGAUAGUUGUUUUCAUGAUGUACAGCGUAAGUAUGAGGGUUCGAGUGGAGUUCGACAGCGCUUUUUAUAAUACAUGUAUUUUGAAGACAAUCAUUACUGUAAUGUAAUGUAAUGUAAUGCAAUGUGAUGUAAUGUAAAGUAAUGUAAUGUAAUGUAAUGUAAUGUAAUGUAAUGUAAUGUAAUGUAAUGUAAUGUAAUGUAAUGUAAAGUAAUGUAAUGUAAUGUAAUGUAAUGUAAUGUAAUGUAUAGUAUUUGUUAAAGAAGGAGCUCGGGGAACACAGUCCCCAUGUUACUCUGUGAUAAAAUGAGACCUGCAGGGCCGUGAAAAAUACUUUUCAGCCUGUCCCCCUAAUCAGAAUGUUUUUAAAUCUUUGUGAUCUUCAGGUCUUGACCAAGUCUAGCAGAUCAUAAAUGCUGUUCGUCUUAGGUCAACGAAGCUUGAUUAGAAAUAAAACGCAAACUACGGUGGGGACAAACAUGAGGCUAAACAACCUUUUUUUAGUUUUCGGGGUACAGAUUUCACCUCCCUAGUGACUACUCGAGGAGGCAUCAUGGAAAUUUCUGCGUGUAUAAGAAAUUAAAAAGAGUAAGAAUAUAAGAAAAAAGAUUGUUUGUAGUAUGCGAAGCGUUCCCAAUUUGAUGAUAGGUAGUGGGCAUGUUUGGCACUGGCUAGGUUUGAUGAUUUUGUCGCCAGAAUUGGUUAUUGACCAGAAAUAAUCCGUUAAGUCUGUAUGUGUUACUUGUGUAAAAAAGGUGAAAGGUGAAGCAACCUUAUUUUAUGUCUUUAUGUCUUUAUUUUCUUUAUUGAUAAAUAAGUACACAAAGCACAAGUUAACGAUAAUAAGACGCCAAAGCCAGAGGCUUAUAUGGCCUACGUCAGAGAGUUACAAUGUGCUGCUAAGUUUCAAUGAGAAUAAAAAUUAAUAAUUACAAGAUUUGCAGAGAAAAGGCAAACUAUUACAACAUUUAAAGAAUUAUUACUGCAUAUAAAGCAAAAUAAACAUAACAAUUAACCAUAGUGUUCAAAAAGUAAUAAAGAAAAGAGUUUGAAGGUAGAAAAAUUUGAGUUCAACUUAGUUUAAACUUAUAAUGAUUGAAAAUAAUCUCUCAGUUUAUGUUGAUAACUAGAAAGAGUAAAUGAAUUACGAAGUGAGAGAGGAAUGUCAUUCCAAAUUUGAGGAUAACUCAUGACAGUAAUAACUGAUAAACUCGAGGUCUGACGGUGCGCCGGCUCAUUAUACUCCCCCCCUCCCCCCACCUCUCUACCAUCAAUGCUCUGUUUUAAGGGUAUCUAACACUAGUCAAAGUUACUCAGAGAGGAGAGAAGUUGAAGUAAGGAAGUUAUGUCACCAGGGAUCGAACUCGGAUAACUUGGAACCUCCCGCACCGAAGGCCGUGCACUAAUCAACUGUACUCUGCCGCCCUUGCUCCUUGUGUUUCGCCCCUGUGUGUGAAUAGCCUGCGUGGCAAGCGUUCGAAAGGGAAGGGGAAGGGAAUCAGUGCGUGCCCAAAUUGCCCCUUUCCCUUCCCCUUUUAACGCCUGCCACGCAGGCUAGUGUGUGAAGGGGCUAUUUUUAGUUGAGGAUUAACCACUAACACGAGUUUCACGCACUUGGAAUUUAUUUGCACUUGACGCUACAAAUCCGAAUCGUGUCGUCCGAAUAUAUCGUCUCAGUAGUAGUCAAUUGAAAUUUAAAUUAAUAUUACAAAAAAAGAUUACCAUACAAAUGAAUGUCGGCUGAAGCGAUGACGGGUAAAUAUUAACUUACAAUUUGUGUCCCAUGUGUGGCUUGGUAAGCUUCGUAUCUUCGAUGCGUGAUCGGUAGCCUGGGACCAGACUCCGCAGUGGGGGAAAAAGGCAAGAAAAAAAAAAGGAAAAAUAUCGGCGAGCGAAGCGAGCCCAUCGGUGAUUUUUCUUCGCCGAUUUCGAUUAUUUUUGCCUUUUUACUCCAAUGCGCGUGCAGUCACCUGGCCUAUUUUUCCCGCGUCGCGAUGUCUUAAGGUAACUAAAUAUUCAAAAAACUAAACAUACGGCAUCUCUUGUAGUAAUUAUUUAAAAAUCAUCACAUUCUCAUAAAGUCGCGUCCUGUUAUGUGACCUGAAUUUUUGUCCACUUAGCCAAGUUUUCACCGAUAACCAAGAUAAAAGUUAAAAACACUAACAAAACGACACCACCAAGUUAAGCCAAGUUAACAGACCACCGAAUGAUCGAGACAAAAACCCAUUCUGCACGAAUAUACAUCUGAGAUAUUUCUGAGAUAAUUUCUUGCAAGUUCUUUGCACACACUGGAACUGUUAGCUCCUGUCGUUAUUGAUGACCUUUUCUGUUUCUAAGAAAUUCACUGCGUGGGCGGGUGACCUGCGUGACACAGAGUAUACACUGUUUUGGAGUGACAAGUCUGGAGCUUCUAUCACGCGUUAAAGAUGUCGGGAAAGUGCUUCGUAAUCAGCAAUUGCAUUUGUUUCAUAGUCAUAUCCGCUAUUUUAUCAGUUUUUUGUCUUGGUUUAUAGGUCUAAGAGGCAACCCGUAUGGCUCGCGGAAGGCAUUGACACCUGGUGUCGCGUUUCUGUGGAUUGAGCUGGAGCAGGUGGGGAUGUACUUAUCUUCCACUUUUUCAAACGAACUUAAAUCACCAACUGUCGAGUCCUUUAUUCGUGAAACGACAAAAGGCAAUUCAUUGAAAGGUCUCGCUGUGUAUUUGAGCCUGACCGACGCAUGUCAAGCGUUGGAUACGCUUGGCUUGUAUACGGCGGGAAAAGGAAGAAUGUACAAGAGCGAUUUCCAUAUGAUAUUACAAUUUAAAAGAUAUCAGUUACUGAUGUAAUGUAUAAUCGGCUCAUAUCCAAAUCCGUGAGUGGAGUUUUUUCUUUAAGCAAAAUAAUAGCAUAAUAAAGUUUAGUCUAAUUAAUACCUGUGUUAUAAUGGUUUUACCACAAAGAUCAAUUUGUUUUAGUGUAAGAGAUUCAAAGAUGACUAGACGCGAGAAGGCGUACACUGGGCUGUCAUAAAACCUAGACUAGGUAGAAAUAUUGUAUUAACCAUUGGUUAAGCAGUAUCAAAACCAAUACGUUGUCAAGGUACUAAACGCUGGUUAACGCUAACCAUGCUUCGAACAACUGGGCCCAGAACAGUACCAAUUUAUGUAAUGAAGCACACGUACCAACUCCGCGGUACCAGAACAGACAGCUGACAGCGUAUGAAAGGAAGAAUUAACCCUGCUAAACUCAUUCCCAUCCCGGACACCACCCCUACCGUGUCUCAUUUAACUGUUUGAACUAAAACUAUAAAUAGAUAAUAAUUCCAAUGUCAUUGAUGGUCGAUGGUGGGUAUAUCUCUAGUUUAUCUAAACUUUUUGGUUUUGUUGACAGCUUGUGGCUAUUUUGAGGAAUACAAUAAAAAAAGUCGUCCUGUUCGUAGGAGAAAAGUCAGCGCAUCUGAAAUUUUCUUUAAUCGUAUGCAAUACCACGAUUGAACUUAGUUAG